Daphnia pulicaria is the source of this 2785-nucleotide messenger RNA. RefSeq names its product probable Na(+)/H(+) antiporter nhx-9. The coding region runs from base 272 to 2659 and encodes 795 amino acids. Lineage: Eukaryota; Metazoa; Arthropoda; Branchiopoda; Diplostraca; Daphniidae. The record is from RefSeq and is a predicted model, not a curated record. The transcript has 15 exons. Gene Ontology annotation, biological process: regulation of pH; proton transmembrane transport; sodium ion transport. Gene Ontology annotation, cellular component: membrane. Gene Ontology annotation, molecular function: sodium:proton antiporter activity.
CUGGCUUGAUGUAAAGAAAAACAAAACAAAGAUUGAUAUUACUGUCAUGAUCGAUCUGUUCGUUUGUUAUUUUUUUGAAUAACAGUAUUGUUUUUAAUCCUCGCUAGUUUAAAUUCAAAAUGUUGUGCUUAUUACUAGUCAAUAUAAAUGGGGAAUUCGCUAAAAUGAUUCCAGCUUGUAAAUCCUUCGGCGUUUUGCAGAUUUCCAAAGACAACAACACAAGCGCUGCAAUCUUGUGAAUUUCACUAGUACAAACCUUCUGCAAUUUACAAUGAGGAAAUUAAAAGCCUCUUGUUAUAUUUUAUUCUCAAUGUUUUUCAUAUUUCAUUAUUGCCAAACAUCACAGCAGACUGCUGGUAAUGCUUUAACAACUGAAACAAAAGAGACGAAAGAAGAUGAUAAAUCAAAUGAAUGGAAAAUCCCUUCCCAAACAGAGAAAAACAAUGAUGUCAUUGAACUCAGAAGCUCUCCUUUUCCAGAUGAUACUCAAGCCUUGCCAACAAUCCGACCUCAAAUACCCAUUGCCAAACCAAAUUUUCCAAGAGUGGCUGUACCAUUUGUCAUUGCUAUGUGGGUGUUUGGCACAUGCAUCAUGAAAUUAAUACUCAGUGGUUGGCCAAAACUUCUCACUGUAGUUCCUGAAUCCUGCUGUUUGAUCCUUACCGGUAUUUUUGUGGGGAUCAUCUUCUACAUAACAAACACUACUGUUUUGUCACCACUGUCGUCAACCAUCUUCUUCUUCUGUAUGUUGCCUCCUAUCAUAUUUGAUGCCGGCUUCUUUAUGCCGAACAGGCCAUUUUUCGACCACCUUGGCACUAUUCUCCUCUUUGCCGUCAUGGGAACUAUUUUUAACACCGUUUGCAUCGGUAUUAGUCUUUGGGCAUGCGGUUUGUCUGGUCUCUAUGGUUUCCAAAUCUCCCUUCUAGAAACCCUAAUUUUUUCAGCUCUUAUAUCUGCCGUCGAUCCUGUUGCAGUGUUGGCCGUUUUUGAGGAAAUUCACGUAGACAAAGUGCUCUACAUUAUCGUCUUUGGAGAGUCUUUACUUAACGACGCUGUUACUGUGGUUCUCUAUAACAUGUGUGACUCUUACAUCUCUCUUGGGCCAGAGAACAUUGAAGCUAGUGACGUCUUAUCCGGUUUCGCCUCUUUCGUAGUCGUGGCUUUGGGCGGAACAAUGAUAGGCAUCUUUUGGGGUUUCUUGACCGGGUUUGUCACCAAGUAUACUCACCGUGUUCUCGUUAUCGAGCCAAUUUUUAUUUUUAUUAUGAGCUAUGUAGCUUAUGUGAACGCAGAAGCGUUCCAAAUGUCCGGAAUUCUUUCAAUAAUGUUUUGUGGAAUAACCAUGAAGAAUUACGUUGCAGAGAACGUGUCAACUACGUCACUUACCACAGUUAAAUGUGGUUUGAAAGUGCUUAGCAAUGGUUCCGAAUCCAUUAUAUUCAUGUUUUUAGGCAUCAGUACCGUCAAUGAUUAUCACGAAUGGAACACUGCCUUCAUUGGACUUACUAUUUUUUUCUGUUCGCUGUACAGAGCUCUUGGCGUUGUGCUAUUGACAGAAAUCGCCAACUACUUCCGUCUUCAUCAGCUGAAUAGGGUGGAAAAAUUUGUCAUGUCUUACGGCGGGUUGCGUGGGGCAAUCGCUUUCGCUUUAGUCCUUCUCAUCGACCCGAAACGCAUCCCUCACCAACCGCUUUUUGUUACCGCAACAAUAUCUGUUGUAUUUUUCACGGUGUUUGUUCAGGGUAUCACUAUGAAACCGCUCGUAGAAUUUCUUAAAGUAAAACGCGAAGAAAAUCAAGAGAAAACAAUGAACGAACGUCUUCACGAAAAGAUGCUUGAUUAUACUAUGGCCGGAGUCGUCGAUAUUUUGAAUCAAUUGAGUAGUAAUAAAGUUCGCGAUAAAUUCAAACAGUUUGACUACGCCUACAUUCGUCCUUAUUUGAUUCGGGAAAAGAAACACCACGAACCCAAAAUCCUGGAAACAUACUCGAAGUUGACUAUGCAAGAUGCAGUAGAGUUUGCCCGUCGCAAUCCUUCUAGCUGGACCGUACAAGGCACAAAUUCUUUUGCCAGUUUUUUCAGGAACGAUACUACCGCAAACUUUCUGCCUUCAAAUGAAGGUGAAAUCAACCUUGAUUUUGGAGAACUCAAUUUUAAACCAUCCACGAAGGAUCUCUGGGAUGCCGAGACUCAUCAUAUGCUUCCCGACGCCGUUUGCAUGUCCCAUCGAAGCAAAUGUGUCGCCGGGCAUUCAACCUCCUCGAGUCAUAUUUCGAGAAAUAAUUCUAAACGAAAGAGAGUUUCCGGAUCUGAAGCAGUUAAUAUUAAUAAACAUCGAGUGGAGAAACAGACUUCAUGCGAGCAACAGCAACACACACAACAUGAAAUGAGAAAUCGGCGACAAGGAGUUCCGGCAGAUGUUUUAGAUAAUGAAAGAGGACUAUCUUACGUUAAAAGCAAUAUUAAUGAAGUUAAAAAGGAGGAAAAAAUUGAAAUUGAUUACGAAGAGGAAGGAGGAAUUUCGUUCGUUGUUUAUCCACAAACUUAUGAAGAUUCAAAAUCUGUGGAGAUUUCAGCGGUUAUUGAAAUGCCUCUUCCCUGGAAAACAGACCUUGGUUCACCUCAACAAAGACCCAAGGAAUUCUUCCAUGACAUCUAAAAUUUCCUAGCGUAUCCCCAUUUUAUUCCAUAUAUUAGUAAUAUAAAGUGAUAGAACUUUAGGCUACCGUGAAAAUAACGUGUUCUUCAAACCAACCUUAAAUAAAUUUUGCGUUACUUUUUUUCA